GAAGAGAAAAGUCAACAGCGGCAUUUCGGUUCAGUCGACAGGACUUAAUGACAUGUGAAGGAAGAACAGCCAGGAGCAGGCUGCAGGAGAGUUACUGAACAAGUGGACUGCGUAGAGGGAUCUGGGAUGAUGCUUCCCACAGCUAAACUACCACAGCUUGGCCUGGUAGUAAUAGGUUGGAUUGGAGGACUUUUCACUUGUUUGUUGUUUUUACAGUAUAACUCACCAAAAUGCGCACCUGAAUACGUUCCCCCGUUCCAGCCCGAAAUUUACAAGAGCGUAAACUUCUCGAAACACAUUUCGACCACAUCUGGUGAGACCGGGGAGGAAAAACCCAUCCUGCUGCUGUGGUUCUGGCCUGAAAACUACAGGUGGAACUUUCAAGACUGUAAGACCAUAUACAACAUCGACGGCUGCCAUUUGACCGAUCGCAGAAACCUUUACAACCAAGCGGACGCGGUCCUCAUUUUCCACAAAGCUAUCAACCACGAUCUCUCCAACCUUCCGCCGUCUCCCCGGCCACCGUUUCAAAAAUGGAUCUGGCUCCAUGUAGAAUCGCCGACCAACACACCAAGGAUCCCAGGCUUGGAGAACCUUUUUAACCUCACGCUGAGCUACAGACGGGAUGCGGACAUUUCUGUGAGAUAUCCACUCACCGUCAGCAAAAAGCCAAACGAGGACUUUGUGAUCCCGAAGAAGGACAAACUCCUCUGCUGGUUCGUGUCCAACCUUGCCCCUAGUACGGGGAUAGGGACCAGGAUGAGCUACUACAACGAGUUAAAGAAGUACAUCACCGUGAGAAUUUUUGGAAGCAUGUCUGGAGCGCGCAUGAAAGAUGAAGAGUACUUCCCCACCAUGUCUAGCUGUAAGUUCUACCUUUCUUUCGAGAACUCCGUCCACAAGGACUACAUCACAGAGAAAUUAAACGGUCCUCUUGCAGCCGGGACCGUCCCUGUCGUCUUGGGGCCGCCGAGACAAAAUUAUGAAGACUUUGCUCCGGGUAACUCCUUCAUUCACGUUGACGACUUCCCUAACGCUGAAGCGCUGGCUAAUUAUCUGCUCAAGCUGGACAAAGACGAUGAAGCUUACAAACGCUACUUCGAUUGGAGAAAACACGUGAGAGCGACUCCGCAUCUGACCCUUUGGAAUCAAGAGUUCAUCUCAUAUAUCUGCCACGCCUGUGAAUAUAUUGGAAAGCACAGAGAGUACAAAGCUGCACAUGACAUCUACAAGUGGUGGUUUUCAUAAAGAAGAACUUGAACUUAGAUUUAUUUGCGAGUUGGUAAUGAUUCCCGAACCCUAGCUCUAUUAAGUGCCUUUCUCUAUCACUAUUGUAAUGUUUACCUGAAUAAUCUCAGUACUGGACAGUAUUCUGAUUGGACUAAAGAUGUGGAAAUGUAACGGGGUUUAGUCAUGUACCGUGUCUGGAAAGAUGACCUUCUGUAAAAUGAGCAGUACAGUAGUCCAGACCCCAGUUUAGGUAUAGGUUAUAAUCCCAUCUGAAAGGAAAUGUUCAACUUAUAACCUGCACUGAAACAGGCUUCAAUACUCUCCAGGAAGUACUCAACACAAGAAAACCGAAACCAAGUCACACUUCCGGUGGUUUCAGGUUUUGAGUUCAUGAGUUCCUAGCACAGGCGCCAACUUGUGGUAGAAAUGAACACACACUGUUCUCUGAAAUGCUUUCGUUAGUGAGACGGUACGUCCUCUUUUUCCGCAGACACGUCCCCUUUUUUAGUCCUUAAAAAAGUAUCUGAAUUUGAGAAACUGUCCGGGAUUCGCCUUUUAGCUUCGUUGUGACGUGCUUACGGUCUAAUAAAAGUGCAACGUCUACAGCGUGUGUUCGCGUUGCUUUAACCCCUCUCAGUAAUUCCCGCCUUCUCACACACCGAUUGGUCCGAUUAUAAAAAGCUUGCAGCACCUUUUGGUCAAAUUCCUACCUCUCAACCGUUAGCCUACUCUCAGCGAAUGCACAAAGAUGAAGCGCUGUUGUGUACGCCAUCAAACAGUUGCUCGACAAUAGCAGCAAACGAAAGCUGUCCUGAGUCGAAUAGUACUAUAUUUGCACUUCUGGUAAUUAAUUGAGCCAACCCUGCGUUUCCAGGCAGGUUCAUCACAUCCUCACUCGUUUUCUACUUAAUCCUUUCCAUCGCAUCAGCGUGUUUUUAGACUCGCAUUUAUUGAAAUGAAUAAUUUAUUAAAAAUUAAAAAUGAACUUACCUGACUUUCAGUCUUGUCCCUGAGUCGGGUAAAGAACGGAAUUUCAGACAUUAGUAGGAAUUCACAGCAGCGAAUCAUGUUGUCGUGGGAUACCAGUGAAUUAGCGAUAGAUUUUUUUGUUUCGUUACUAUUUUUUAAAUCAUGGCCGUGCUAAGUUAGGUGAACUUCUAUGGAAUUCAAAUAAAUAAAUAAAUAAUCGCACUUGACAAUACUCACGAGCGUCGUAGGUCUGCAAAAUGAGCCAAUCAGAAACAAACACCGUGUCCAGUGAAAUGCUCCUUACCCUAGAAACCGAUAGUACAGUUAAAUCACACACACACACACACACACACAUAUCAUAGAAACAUGAAAUGGAACCCUGACGUUAUUUGAAAAUGAAUUCAUAUGAAUGAACUGUUACACCAGCCAGGGACAGUGCACCACUACGCCACCAACGUGGGGAUCCAACCCGGACUUUAAAACAUCCUUCUUCGUUUAUCAUUUCUUUAUCCUCUUAACAGACUACACAGAUGAUACAAAGGACUGCCACUGACAUGGAACUCAGCAUUUUCAUAUUCAUUUGAAUAAGUUCUGAGCUGUUUAAACCUUGACUUUUGCAUAUCA
Molecule: messenger RNA, 2823 nt
Organism: Ictalurus punctatus (channel catfish)
Lineage: Eukaryota; Metazoa; Chordata; Actinopteri; Siluriformes; Ictaluridae
Product: 4-galactosyl-N-acetylglucosaminide 3-alpha-L-fucosyltransferase 9
Exons: 2
Coding region: 127-1248 (373 amino acids)
Cellular component (GO): membrane
Molecular function (GO): alpha-(1->3)-fucosyltransferase activity
Source: RefSeq, a predicted model, not a curated record